CUCAUUGUCAGGAGGGUUGUAGUGUGAGCAGGAGGAAGAGAACGAGGGUGCAGGUACAGCAGCAGCAGCAGCGGCAGCAUCACAGAAAACACACUCCACUAGACUCAGCUGGUGGAAGAUGGAGCAAAAUGAAGUAAACUUCUCUCCUGGAAGAAGUCCCCCUCUCAGAGAUGAGCCACGGCACAUACCUCAGCGCAGUUUCUACUUAAACCCGCCUCCAUUUUACCUUAAACAGCCUAAAUUCUCCCCGCCGAGAAAUCCGGGUCUGUCGCCCACUGCAGACAGAUACAGCGCGUUCAGCCCGCCGGCUUUCUUUCCCGUGCUCAGCUCCAGAUACACGACAACCGACGGACUCCGCAAACCCAAAAGAAGCCCUUUCAGAGCGGACGCCCAGGAAGGUGAAUUUCCAGACAAGGAGAGGGAAGAGGAGGCAGAGGAGAGCAGCAGCAAGAAGACAGUAGACCUCACCCACCUCCAGUUCUCCUUCCCGCCCCCUCCUAAACAAUUCCCCGGUAUGAUCGAGCUCAGCAGAAUGCAGCUUCACCACAGACCAUCCGGUGUGAGUCUACCCGUGCAGGUGAAGCAGGAGCCUCUCAGUCCUUCCAGAGUUUGGCCUCCCUCCCCCCUCCUCCUCCACCAUGCCUACUUCCCACCGCUCCACCCGAGCCUCCUCCCAUACCCCUUCUUCAUGCCCGGACCGCUCAUGCACCUGUCACCCGGUGCUUUCUACCCCAAAGAGGACCCCCGCUCCGGUCCCGGGACCCGGGAUGAGGCCCCGCGCGGCGGGACGACCAGCGCCGAGAAGCUGGGCCUCAGCGUUCACGUAGACGACAGCUACUACGUCGACGUCGGCGGCGACAAAAAGCGAUGGAAGUGUCGCAUGUGCGAGAAGUCGUACACCUCCAAGUACAACCUGGUCACGCACAUCCUGGGCCACAACGGCAUCAAGCCACACGGGUGCCACCUGUGCGGCAAGCUGUUCAAGCAGCUGAGCCACCUGCACACGCAUCUGCUCACACAUCAGGGCAUGAGGCCCCACAAGUGCCAGGUGUGCCACAAGGCCUUCACGCAGACCAGCCACCUGAAGAGACACAUGAUGCAGCACAGCGACGUGAAGCCGUACAGCUGCAGUGUGUGCGGUCGAGGCUUUGCUUACCCCAGCGAGCUCCGAGCCCACGAGCUGAAGCAUGAAAAGGGACAAGAGAACGUCUGCGUGGAGUGCGGUCUGGACUUUCCCACACUGGCUCAGCUGAAGAGACACCUGACUGUCCAUCGAGGGCCCACGUUGUACAGGUGUGCAGAGUGUCAGAAGACUUUCCAGUAUCCGAGUCAGCUUCAGAACCACAUGAUGAAACACAAAGACAUCCGACCGUACAUCUGCAGCGAGUGCGGGAUGGAGUUCAUCCAGUCACACCACCUGAAACAGCACACGCUCACUCACAAAGGGGUGAAGGAGCACAAGUGUCGCAUCUGCGGCCGCGAGUUCACCCUGCUGGCAAACAUGAAGCGCCACGUGCUCAUCCACACCAACAUACGGGCCUACCAGUGCCAGAUGUGCUUCAAGAGCUUUGUGCAAAAACAAACUCUCAAGGCUCACAUGAUCGUCCACUCGGACAUCAAGCCCUAUAAAUGCAAGCUUUGUGGGAAGGAAUUCAACAGGAUGCACAACCUUAUGGGUCACAUGCAUCUCCACUCCGACAGCAAGCCCUUCAAAUGCCUCUACUGCCCGAGCAAGUUCACCCUGAAGGGAAACCUCACCAGACACAUGAAGGUCAAACAUGGAGUGAUGGACAGAGGCCUGGAUGAAAGAUUGUUUAGACAGCGAGGCCGGUUCUGUCUGUCCAGUCCAAUGGGCCUCCUCACUCACUUCAGCCAAGAGGAGCCCUUUGACCUUUCCCAGAAGACCCCGGGCCUGCCCGGCCUGCGUCUCUCCCAGUCGGACGGAGAGAGCGUCCCGGGAAGCUCCUGUCAGGAGGAGGACGACGAGAGUCUGUACAGGAGGAGCCAGUACAGCCCCGAGGUGGACCAGCACGACGCAGCCUGCGAGGACCGGUACGCCGCCGAGCUGGAGGACAGAGGACCGAGCUCCCCAGACGAACUGACCCCGGGGGAAACAGCGGGGCAACAGAGGGACCAGCACAGCUUGGAGGAUGAGACAUUUGAGAUCGAGUCCAAAGAAGAGAGACAAUCUGUAGAACCCAGAGACGAAGGAGAGCGCAGCUCACAGACAGUAACAUCCUGUGAUUCUGACACAGAGUCAGGUGAGCAGGUGUACCGAGUCUGUAAACCAGCACACCACUUCGAUUCUGUUUCAGAGGCAGAAGAUGACCACAGAGACGAGCCAGAGCAGGGGAAACACAAGUCUGACGACUUGUAAGAGGUCACUGAUGUAACAGAGUCAAGUUAAGAUAACUGUUAAAAUUGGAGAAAUGCACAUAAAAUAAAAAAGUUAGUCAAAUAUUUUUCUUUUUCAAAAAGAUGCACGUUGGCGAUUAUGAUGUUAUUUGUUUUGACAGGAAAAUAGGGAGGAUGUUCAGGAGACACUCCCUCAUGGAGAAAGGAAAGUGUGCAGGUCUGAUAGCGAGGCUGAUUUUAAAGAAUGUCACACAACAGUUCAGAGCAAACUACAGACGGAUCGCAGCAGAAAGUAAAACAUGAAGAAACUAACGUGAAGCUGUGAAUCACGCCGCUUCUACAGAGUAUAUAUACAAUGAAUAAAAGUUACUGACUGAGGAUUCUUUUUGUUUGUGAGGUGAAAUUUUUAUGAUUGUUACUUUAUGUAAAUAAAUUUAAAAAAAUAUGUUUCAGGUUUUAAUUUGUUUUUUCUAUCACUGUAAUUGUGACAUUCACUGAAAUAUGCAGCUUUGCCUUUAAUUAUUUCUCUGGAAUCUGUUACGUUGAAUGAUUUUUACGACUCAAGCAGUUGAACAUGGUUUUUGCUAAUUCUCUUUUUUUUUGUAAAAAUCUAACAUAUGAGGUGUAAUAAUUUUGUUUUUUUACAGGUUUAAACAUAGGACAGCUUGAAUUUCUGUCUGAAAUAAAAUGUGAUUUCUCUUGUUUUUUUGUCCAAUGUUUAGAUGUAUUGCUAAUAAAAUCACCGAAGUUGAUUCUCCUGCUGUUUUUCUUUUUUUUAAAUAUUGCCUGA
Salarias fasciatus (jewelled blenny) is the source of this 3145-nucleotide messenger RNA. RefSeq names its product zinc finger protein 366 (gene znf366). The record is from RefSeq and is a predicted model, not a curated record. Bases 119 to 2377 code for a protein of 752 amino acids. The transcript is spliced from 7 exons. Lineage: Eukaryota; Metazoa; Chordata; Actinopteri; Blenniiformes; Blenniidae.